AUGGCCGCAAUUCAAGUCACCCUACUCCUGACUCUGGCUACCAGCGCAAUUGCCGGCUAUGCGCCAUACAGAGACGUCCGUGUGGGCUACGGGUACGGCACCCCGUAUGGAGCGUACCCAAUACGAUCUGCCCCGGCCGUCAUUUCCGCUCCUGUGGCCCACGUCGCCUCGACUUACCACGCUACUCCAGUAGUGAAAGCUGCUGUUUCAGCGGUUCCUUCCUACUCAACCUCCUACCGCAGUGACUUGGCCCUCGCCCCCUACUACCAAGCAGCGCCGGCCACAGUCGUGGCGCACGCACCGACCGUGGCGACCGCCGUCCACACUGUCCCGGCGUCCUACUCUAAGGUCACCAAAUUCAACACUUACCACGCUGCACCAGCUGUCGCGGCCACUCCUGCUUUCGCCACUUACCGCUCGGCACCAGUCAUCACCCGCCAGUAUCAAAAUGCUCCCCUGUUCACGUCUUCUGUCCUUGGACUGCCCAACGUGGCUACUACUUACGGUGCAGCACCGUUUGCUACCAAGGUCUACCACAGUGCCCCAGGUGUAGCUACGGCUGUUCACGCCGUUCCAGCUGUCACUGGCGUCACUAAGGUGACAGGCGUCACUUAUCACAAUGCCCCUACCGUGGCCACGUACCGCAGCUCGCCAGUCGUCACCGGAGUGUACCAUAGCUCCCCCGUCCUGACCGCCGGACCGGCUGUUGCUACCGCUGUCCACGGAUUUCCAGCAGUCACCAAGGUUACUGGGUACAGGUCAUCGCCAGUUGUCGCCGGCGUCUACGGAGCCAGCGCUCCUGUUUUGACUGCUGCUGCCCCGGCCACCGUCACCGCCGUUCACGCUGCUCCUGCUGUAGCCACCGUGCACCACGCAGCCACUGGUGUGACACGUGUGACCAAAGCUGACCCAUUCCACGUGAGCGAGCAGCACACCGUCCACACCAGGCCUGUGGUCUCCACAGUGGCUCACUCUCCAGUCUCGACUGUCGCACACGUUCCGGCCUACGGCUACGGAGUCGGAGCCCUUGGUUACACUCAGGGCCUGCCCGUGUAUGGCCACAACUACGGAUACGGACUGGACGCCUUUGGCUACACUGCCAAGAUUCAUAAAAAGUAGGUGACCGAGAACGGAGAAUAGGAAGAAGCCGUCAUCGUUUUACUACCUUCAAGAUAUCGUGCAAGGAUAAACUCCCAACUGCCCAUUUCUCUCCCACUUUU
This is a messenger RNA of Rhipicephalus sanguineus (brown dog tick), 1220 nucleotides long. Its product is annotated as cuticle protein. Bases 1 to 1119 code for a protein of 372 amino acids. The record is from RefSeq and is a predicted model, not a curated record. NCBI's taxonomy places the organism in Eukaryota, Metazoa, Arthropoda, Arachnida, Ixodida, Ixodidae. The transcript is spliced from 3 exons.